GAUGGCGCAUGACAAAGAUACUCAAGAAGUACAAUCACAAUGCACAAAAGUUAUUUGUCAGCACCAAAAUGGUUGGUGUAAUCAUGCGUGUACGAUAGCAAAGUGACCACAAUCCUAUCUUGAUGUAAAGCAAUACCCGGGUACACUCAUUCCACGAACAACGUUCCAACUUUAUGGCUUCACUCGACGAGCUUCCGCCUCUUCCAAAAUCCCUGUCGGCUCUGAUGAACGACAGGGAGCAGUGGAAGGAGAUGGAGAAGCUGCACAUGAUGCGCACGAUGAUUCAGCAGGACAUGACGCAUGGCAGCAACAGGCCCGUCGUCCCACGCGGAAACCUGAACGGUGCACUAGCCGUUCUGCGCAGGGAAAUGGUGCAGCUGCGACAGCUCGACAUGUCGCUGCUGUGUCAGCUGUGGUCGCUGAACGAGUCCAUACAGGACUACAAGACGAACUACGGUGACCCGAUGUACGAUUCGAUGCACUCAGAGCGAUCGGAGCCGCUGUACGAGAACACAAAUGGCGAUGUGCCUCUUGCCUCGACCGAGGAGGACGCUUCAGAUUCGGACGACUCGGACGACGAGGGCGUCCACCGGGAGGCUGUCGAACUUAACAUGGCUUCGGAAGCCAGCGGGGAUGCGGACUCGGAGGAUUCCGACGUGACGCCGACUCACAGCGCGAGACACGUGGGCGAUGACAGAAGAAUAUCUUCGCCGACGCCAUCUGGUGGUUCAGCGAGGAGGUCAAAUUGGGCAUUCUUUGGAGCCGACAUGAACGGGUUUUCCAUAUGAGGGGUUGGUAGAGGAGAGAUUCAGAAAUAUACUGAAUGUGAACUGCAUUUUAAUGUCAUCUGUGCAGCAUUACAAACCAUGUGGCAGUGCCAUGAAAAUAUUUUUUAGUUUGAAAUUUACGUGUUCUUAUUAUCUAUGUGAAUUAAUAUAUUUAGCACGUAGACCCUGUACCAUAUAUAGACACCUAUAUAGGUUGUACACCCAGCUUUUUAAACAAUGUAGAUGAACCAUACUUAUAUUAAUUUUCUAGUGUAUGACACAUGCUAUCUUGAUUUUUUAUAAGUAUUUUUUUCUAAACAAGCUGUUAUAUUAUCAUAUCAGUGCAAUACUGCUUACUUAUAUAAGACCAGGGCCACCGCUGGCAUUUGCCACCUUAGCAAAAUGAGGUAAAUUAAUAACAGUGUUGAUUGUACUACCCUAAGUGGGAAUACAAUUGGCGAAUGGUUUAACUACUUUUAAAAUUACGAUCCAAUAAUGAAAUCAUCAAAUUGCAGUGUCAUGCCGUAAAAUGUUUUCGUACAAUUAUGUUAUAUUAUUUCGUACACAUAUUUUCCCAUACCCAUCACCUGUUUAUGCCUUGCUUAGCACAUACGAUAAAGUGAGCAGUGGCUAGAUAGUUUUUCAUUUGUGGCUAAAUAAUAACUUUGGUGGCUGAAGUCUUGGCACAAAUUUUAAAGCAUCCAGAGGGAGCCCUGUGUGAAACUACAUUUCUACUUAAACUUUGUAAUAUUUUUCCCUUGCUAGUGAAUGUUAGAGAUCUAGUCAGUCAAUGUUGUUGUGAGAGACAAGUAGUUCUGCCUUAAUAUGUUUAUCUAAAUAAUGAAUAUGACAUUAUAUACACUCUUGCAUAGACUUUAGCUUGAAGUUACUACUCAGAUAGGCUGUGGUUAGAGAUGGAAAGUUUGGAUGUCAAGAGGUUCUUUACAUUUGUCAUGUUUUAUUGUGCUGCGGUGGGUAAAAUCAUGAUAUAAACAUGCAUAUUUGAUCUGUGUGUACGUUUCUACUUCCAUCUCGGUACCAAGCAUCAGGGGUGAUAGCAUCACUGGUCACUGGAUCAAUUUAACACAUAGUGAUACACAGCCUUAAGUAUGUCGCCAUCUAGGCAUGGAGACUGUUUUCUCAUGGUUGAUUCAAUGCUGUGACUACUGUAGACUUAUUUAUUUUUAGUUUCUAAAUAUGUAAGAAUGUGUUUGCUACAAUAUGUGGUGUGCUUACGAAGCAGCACACACGUAGAAUGUGCAUUGCUAAGCGUACUUGUAGGAAUUCCCUUAGUGUGUAAGGCAGUUAGGAUUUCAAGACUGCAUGAGGUCGUAGAGAGAGACAAGUUUUUGUGUUUUGUCGAAUAAUUAUCUCUAGCUAUAGGGUAACAUGCAUUUUAUUAAAGUACGUUGAGUUGUUGGAUAAGGGCAGGUAGUUGCAUAUCCAGUAUCAAUACUGUCGGGUCAGCAUCCUGUUUUAAUUCAAAACAUUACUGUCGGUUCUUGCUGCUGCCGAGACAGAACCAGUGAUUUUAUUAUUAUUCAUCAGUUAUUAUGGCAAUCUACGUGUGUUGUUGAAUCAUGUAUGUAUGAAAGCGAUGUGUUGUUUGUUCACUACGUGCUGAGAUACGUAGUUCGUCGUAGAGGAUAUAUACGUAGCUGUUUGUUCACCAUAUCAUUACUGUGAUCAAAAAUACAAGCUUGUUGUGUCUGUGAACCACGUUAAAAACUUGCAGGGCAGUACAGAUUGUUGAGCAUAUAGUAUUACUAUAGUAUAAAGAUGUCUACUUCAGUAAAUCAGUGUUUACAUGCAAAUUUAGUGUUCAUGUAGUUUGGCGUGAAACCCAUUACUACAUGCGUAAGCAUGCAUAAAUAGACCCUUCUAAGAAUAUUAUUCAUAUUGCUAGCGAUAUGGGUAGCUAGUACAAUCCCUGUCUCUACUCUACUCUACUCUAGUCUACUCUACUCUACUCUACUCUACUCGACUCGACUCUACUCUACUCACUUAUCUGAAGCCAAGUAACUACGGUGGUUCUCGUGCUAUUUUAAAAUCUGUUUUAUUGAAAGUUCUCUAGAGCAUCAUUAUUUCUUCUUUAGAUGCUUUAUUUGUUCAACAUUGAAUCUUAUGUACAUCUUUAUACAAUAACGGUUUUAUCAUUAAAUAAUCGUAAUAUAUUCAUAUA
Messenger RNA from Priapulus caudatus, 2949 nucleotides. Its product is annotated as protein FAM89B-like. The transcript is spliced from 3 exons. NCBI's taxonomy places the organism in Eukaryota, Metazoa, Priapulida, Priapulimorpha, Priapulimorphida, Priapulidae. The coding region runs from base 174 to 788 and encodes 204 amino acids. The record is from RefSeq and is a predicted model, not a curated record.